Molecule: messenger RNA, 1467 nt
Organism: Cylicocyclus nassatus
Lineage: Eukaryota; Metazoa; Nematoda; Chromadorea; Rhabditida; Strongylidae
Source: the annotation of a GenBank genome assembly
CUUAUACCUCACGCCACAUAAGGUUGGACAAGGAGUAUGGCUAGAAUGCUGCGCACCCUAGCAGUGGUAAUUGCUGUAUUACUAACGCCAACCUUUGGAGCGAUAUAUUGUAAGAACGGCGGUGUUAUGGAAGAAACUGAAGUUUUAGAAAUUCUUAACGAAGUAAAUACAGCUAGACAAAAAUUGGCUAACGGACAACAGAAAAACGCGGGUGGUGACCGCUUGCCUCCAGCGUUGUACGGUUUGACAAACCUAACUUGGAACUGCGAUUUCGAAGUGGAAUUCAGCCAAAUUCCUGAAGGAUGCUCUAAGUUGGGAGAUUAUGAUGGUGACCGGUUAUUUCAUCAGGACAUAGUUACUAUCGAUUAUUACGAACUUACAGUGGGGGAGGAUAGCGUUCAGUUCAGUGGCGUAAGCAAUGUGGAAAGAUACUCAAUGUGUAUGCACGAGAAUGCAACAACCAUAGGAUGCGUGACAAUUUCAUGCCCAUUUCUCUUGCCAUAUUUAGAGUGCAAAACUGACGCACCGUCGCUAAAUAAUGGAGAUCCAAUCUACAGAGUCGGUUCGGCAACUACAAGCACCACAAUGACAUCUAAACCCAUCACAAGCACUACCACAUCGAGUGCGAAGAUAGAAACAGCAACAUUUACUACUAUUGAAAGAAGUUCUACAGAGACAGCAAGACCGACGACUAUGUCGCGCACAACCACACCUAAAUGUGCUACGACCACCACUUGUAGAGCAGCGAGGAGCGAAAGGGUGAAACGAGAGGCGACAGCUGGAAAUGUAUUAAAGGUAUCUCCUGCAGUUCCGCAGAAGUCGGUUAUGCCCAUAAAAGGUAAUCAAAUCUGUCCAAGCAACAUCGAAAUGACGGACACUCUCAGAUUGCGGUUUUUGGAUAUGCAUAAUUAUCGUAGAUUAGUACUAUCACUGGGAAAAUAUAAAAGGAAUGGAGACUUCUUACCUCAAGCCAAAAAUAUGUUGAAGUUGGUCUAUGACUGUAAUUUGGAAAGUAUGGCAAUAAAUCAUGCGAAACGUUGUGUUUCGAUAACCUCAAAGCCUGGCAAGAAGUAUUUCGGUGAAAAUCUCUCCCGAAUCGCAAAAUUUGGAAAUACAAGUCUCGCUGAUGCCGUUGUCACGACAGUAGAAUCAUGGUGGAAAGCUGGUAAAACCAUGCGCCUUCGUGAUUCCUUAAUAUUUCACAAGGUCUAUUCGCAUACUCUUAUUGAGUCGUUUACUCAGAUGGCAUGGGCAACCACAAAAUAUCUAGGAUGUGCUGUUGCUGACUGUCAUUCAUCCUAUGUGUCUGUAUGCAAAUAUUCACCAAGAGGAAAUAUCGUUGGUAAAAGUGUAUACAAACCUGGUAGCAGUUGCAGCGAAUGCGGUCCUGGAUCCACCUGUGAGGCUGAGGUGGGACUUUGCGUCUGAAUGCUGAACAGUCCAAUAAAGUUUUGUUGAAUCUUUUCG